Messenger RNA from Esox lucius (northern pike), 4568 nucleotides. It is a transcript of the gene ptpn21, whose product is annotated as protein tyrosine phosphatase non-receptor type 21. Gene Ontology annotation, biological process: protein dephosphorylation. The coding region runs from base 382 to 4071 and encodes 1229 amino acids. The transcript has 20 exons. Gene Ontology annotation, molecular function: protein tyrosine phosphatase activity. NCBI's taxonomy places the organism in Eukaryota, Metazoa, Chordata, Actinopteri, Esociformes, Esocidae. The record is from RefSeq and is a predicted model, not a curated record. Gene Ontology annotation, cellular component: cytoskeleton.
GGGAAGUAACUUUUAUAAAAGACAAAAAUGUAGAUCCGCGGAUGCAGAGAUUCAUACACACUUGUUGCUCUUUAUUCGGCAGGAAGUGAAGAACGCGUUAGCUGGACGAGUAUGGUUUCAGCAUGCAUACUUCAAUCUAAACAAACUAAACUUUUUCAGUAUUUGACAUAAUUAGUAUGACUGUAGGCAGCUUUGGAUAUAUUUGCAAUUUAAAGAUGGACUAAUUUUGCGUUUGACGAAGACCAGUAAUACAUCAAGAAGGGUCCAUGCAUCCAGGCAUGGGUGGGCUCUUAUCCACUCUGUCUCCGAUGGGCCCAGUUUAGAAAGGCAACACCCAUUUCUGGAUCAAGGAAGGACUCCUUUACCUAAGGACGUUGAAACAUGCCCUUGCCAUUUGGCUUAAAGCUCAAAAGAACUCGAAGGUACACCGUCUCAAGCAAGAGCUGCCUGGUCACACGCAUUCAGCUGCUCAAUGGCGAAUUUGUUGAGUUUACCCUUUCCGUGGAGAGCACCGGGCAGGAGUGUCUGGAGGCAGUUGCACAGAGACUCGAGUUACGAGAGAUAACUUACUUCAGCCUGUGGUACUUCAACAAGCAGAACCAGCAGCGAUGGAUCGACCUGGAAAAGCCCCUAAAGAAGCAGCUGGACAAGUAUGGCCUGGAGCCCACCGUCUACUUUGGAGUGGUCUUUUAUGUUUCCACCGUGGCCCAACUGCAGCAGGAGAUCACCAGAUAUCAGUAUUACCUCCAGUUGAAGAAAGACGUUCUGGAAGGCAGGAUUCCUUGCUCCAUAGAACAGGCCAUCCGACUGGCUGGUUUGGCUGUGCAAGCUGAUUUUGGUGACUUUGAUCGUUAUGAUUCACAGGAGUUUCUUCAGAAGUUUGUGCUUUUUCCUAUUGGCUGGAUCCAGGAUGAGAGAGUCCUGGAGGAGGCCACUCAGAAAGUGGCUCUGCUUUACCAGAACUAUAGGGGGUUGCCUGCUCCAGAGGCGGAGCUAUUGUACAUGCAGGAAGUGGAGAAGAUGGAGGGGUAUGGCCAGGAGAGUACCCCAGCCAAGGACAGCCAAGGCGCUGAUAUUCUCCUUGGGGCUUGUCUUGAUGGCAUCUUUGUCAAACACAAAAAUGGCAGACCACCCCUCGUGUUCAAGUGGAAUGAAAUUAACAACAUGACUCACAAUAAGUCUUUCUUUGCCUUGGAGCUGGCCAACAAAGAGGAGAGCGUACAGUUCCAGACCGAAGACAUGGAAACCUCCAAAUAUGUGUGCCGGAUGUGUCUGGCCAGGCACAAGUUUUAUAAGAUUAACAACAGUAGCCUAGAGGAGUCUGAAUCUCCUCCACCUUCUGAGGGCUCCCAGAAGUCCAUUCUCACUCUUUCCUUUCCUCGCUUUCCUUUUCUGCCUUCUAACAAGGGCCAAACCCAGUCUCCUACUGUGAACCCAGUGAGACGGCGAUCUUCCACCAGGAUGUCUCUGCCAAAGCCCCCGGCCUACAUGAUGCCCCCACCGCCGAUGCACUACAACGGCCACUUCACGGAGCCUUACACGUCCUCCCAAGACAACCUGUACGUGAACAGCCAGAACGGCUACUACUACCACUCCCAGACCAGCCUGGACCGCUCCCCCCUGGAGUACGUUGGGGGGAGCGGUCGGCUGCGCAACGGCAGCACCAGCUCCCUCACCAACCCCCAGCACUACAUGCAGCCGUCGCCCAUGUCCUCCAACCCGUCCAUCACGGGGAGCGACGUCGUCCGCACAGACUACGUGCCCUCGCACCGCCACAGCGCCCUCAUCCCCCCGUCGUACCGCGCCACCCCGGACUACGAGACGGUCAUGAGGCAGAAGGGCCGCGGCGGCGGGAUAGCGCACGCCCACGAGCACCGACAGAGCCACUCCAUGAGGAACCUGAACAUCGGGAACUCGUACGCCUAUAGCCGGCCCGACCCGCUGGUCUACAGCCAGCCGGAGAUCAGGGGGGAGCACGGGGGAGGGGGCGGGACGCACCACCACUACCCCUUCCACCUCAACUCCAGCUUCCACGGCCCCUCUGCCUACCCCUACCCCACGGAGAGGCGUCUGGUGGUGGGGGCCGUGAGCGUGCCAGAGCUGACCAACGUCCAGCUGCAGCAGGCGCAGGAGUACCCAGCGGCCAACAUCAUGAGGACCCAGGUUUACCGACCACCACCGCCCUACCCGUACGGCGCUCGUCCGCGGCCCGCCAACAGCACGCCGGACCUGUCCCGCCACCUGUAUGUGAGCAGCAGCAACCCGGACCUGAUAAUCACGCGGCGCGUGCACCACUCAGUCCAGACCUUCCAGGAGGACAGCCUGCCCGUUGCCCACUCCCUGCAGGAGGUGUCAGAGCCGCUGUUCCUCGGCGUGCCACCGCAGCGCCCCCCGCACCAGCGGGAUGCGUGCAAACGCAACUCCAUCGAGAUCGCCGGCCUCGCUUACGGCCUGGAGGGCAUGAGGGUCAAGGAGAGGGCAGCGUCCACCUCGGCCGGCGACACCCCACUCUCGGCACCUCGCGGUUCCUCCUCAGGCUCCCAGCUGAACGUCUUCUUGGAGCGGACCAAGUCAGAGGACAGGGGGGAGGGGAAGGAGGACGUGCGUUACGGCCACAAGAAGUCCCUGUCGGACGCCACCAUGCUGGUGCACAGCAGCGAGGAGGAGGAGUUUGAGGAUGAGAGUGGGCGCCACACUCCCCGGUCCCACGAUGCGCUAUUGUCCGGGCCUGACCCGCAGCAGCUUUUAGCCAGUCCGGGCCAGAUUCCCCUGGAGCCCCCACCUGCGUAUCCCAUCGGCUCCUCCCAUGAACUUGUCAUCUCUGGCCUCCCGGGCUAUCAGGCACACCAGAUCAUCCAGGAGGCGGAGCCUCAUUACUCAGUGGGCGGUCAGCCUGGCAGGAUGGGGCCCUCGGUUUCAGACAGUGACAUGAGUGGGCAGACCAAAGCAAAGGCUAAGAAGGACAUAAUCAAGAAGAGGCCUGUGUCAGACGUUCCUGCUGGGAAGAAACCCAUUGAUGGCCUGCCUCCUGUCGGCAUGAAGAAGCGGGUUGAGGUGAAGAAGAUGGGUCCCCUGAAGGUGGCUGCCCUCAAUGGCCUGACCCUGUCCAGGUUGCCCCUACACGAGGGGGGCAAAGACGAACCUGAGAAGGCCUCCAACGAUGAGAGGGUAAAUGUACCUGUAUACCUGUCAUCCCAGUGUAAGGUGUUGGAGCAGCGGAUGGAGAAAGGAAUGGUGUUCACAGAGUACGAGCUCAUCCCCAAGCGGCGCCCGGCUGGCGACUGUAGCAUCGCCCAGCUGCCCGAAAGUGGAGAGAGGAACCGCUUUCAGGAUGUGCUACCGUACGAUGACACACGUGUGGAGCUAGUGCCCACUAAGGAGAACAACACGGGUUAUAUCAACGCCUCCCACAUCAGGAUCACGGUGGGAGGAGAGGAGUGGAACUACAUCGCCUCCCAGGGUCCUCUUUCCAACACCUGUCAGGACUUCUGGCAAAUGGUGUGGGAGCAGGGCGUGGCCAUCAUCGCCAUGGUUACAGCCGAGGAGGAGGGCGGCAGGGAGAAGAGCUUCCGCUACUGGCCACGACUGGGCUCCCGCCACAACACAGUGACAUAUGGACGCUUCAAGAUCACCACGCGCUUCAGGACGGACUCCGGUUGCUACGCCACUACGGGCCUGAAGAUCAAACACCUCCUGACGGGGCAGGAGCGCACCGUCUGGCACCUGCAGUACACUGACUGGCCGGACCACGGCUGUCCAGAGGACUUCAAGGGCUUCCUCUCGUACUUGGAGGAGAUCCAGUCCGUGAGAAGACAUACCAACAGCACCAGUGACCCGAAGAACACCAACCUACCCGUGCUGGUCCACUGUAGUGCCGGAGUGGGCCGCACAGGGGUGGUCAUCCUCUCUGAGAUCAUGAUUGCCUGUCUUGAGCACAACGAGAUGCUGGACGUCCCGACCGUUCUGAACAUGCUCCGGCAGCAGCGCAUGAUGAUGGUGCAGACCAUCUCCCAGUACACGUUCAUCUACAAAGUCCUCAUCCAGUUCCUGCGCAACUCCAGGCUCAUCUAAGUGCAAACUUCAACCCUCUUAGACUGCAGUGCCGUGGGGGUGUGGCCUUUAGCUCUAUUUAACGGGUGUGGCUUUUAGCUCUAUAAAGGGUGUGGCCUUUAGCUCUAUAACAGCGACGCUAGCGGUUGCCCCCCUUUUCAAAGUAUUAUCGGAGGCGACACUGCGGCUGAAUCUGGCAGAAAAGAAGCGGCGUCGCCAUCUGAGGAAAGAAUGACGUCUUUGUGUCCCCCUCUUGAACAGUAUUAUUGAGGUAUCACUGUGGGCUUUUUACACUACAUGAUUACAGACAUGAAACCCAGCACUUUUACAGUACACUACCAUACUGUAUAUAGCAAAAUAAUGCUGAAGCUGCAGUUAAAAUCUGUAUCCGAUUAUUGUAUAUCAUUAUCAGCGCAGAUCUAUUUUUAUCGCAGAUUUGAGUUUUUACAAUGUGUUUGCUGAAUGAUGGCCUUUUGUGAAGGACUUGACUAAUGUUUGGAUUAAAAACUCCUGAAGGA